UUGACAUGUAAAGUGGGUCCCCGGUAUAAAUCCUGCCUCCCUCCCCCGGCUGCGAACUCCCGGGGCCACUUGUUCCCGGAGAGGGGGAACAUGGUCACCCAGCCCGGAGGGCAGGAGAAACCGCAGCUUUGCAGCUUCCGCAAGGUUUGCUAGCAGCACUCGGCCGGAGGAAAGAAGCGGGCCGGGGGAGGGGUGAAAGCCAAACCCCGGUAACAUUUCCCUUCUCCCCCGCAGAUUUCAAAACCCUUGAUGGAGAAGAAGAGAAGAGCCAGGAUCAAUGUGUCUCUGGAGCAACUGAAGGCUCUGCUAGAAAAGCACUAUUCUCACCACAUCCGAAAGCGCAGACUGGAGAAGGCAGAUAUCCUGGAGCUGAGCGUCAAGUACAUGAAAAGCCUCCAGAAUUCUGUCCAAGGGGCUGACUACCAGGCCGGCUUCCGGAGCUGCCUGCACGGGGUGAACCAGUUCCUGCUGCGCUCCGAGGGGGCCAGCGAAGCUUCCUCCUUCCACCUACUGCAGGAGCUCGCCCGGGCCUCCCCGCGGGUGAGCGGCUCCGGCUGCAGGACCACGGACAGCAGCCCCCUCGCGCCGCGCCCGGAGCCCCGGGGCUCCCGGCCCGGCGGCCGCGCGGCCGAGCAGAGGGGGCCUGUGCAGAAAGCCGGCGGCUCCACCCAGCGCCCCCGGGCCCCUGGCGCUCCCAGCUCCCAGCCCCGGACUGAGCCGGGCGCUGCUGCCCCGCGGCGCGGCCCCGGGCAGCAAAGACCCUCCGGGCCCAGCCGGAGCCAGGCGCUGUGGCGGCCCUGGUAGCGCGAGCCUCCCCCACGCGCGGCUUGGUCAGGAGAACGGGGGCGGGCGGGCGGGGGCGGCUCCCUGCCCGCGGGCGCUAGAGCGCAGGAGGGACGUGCCCGGGGGAUAGGAUCACCCCCGCUGGGCUCGGUCCUUCGCUAGCCAGCGCCCCGGGCGCGCACAGCGCAGGGGCUGAGGGUCUCCGCCCAGCCGGGGAGACGCAGGACCUGGGGGACGCGUUUCAUUGUUUUAAAUAUCGCCCCCGCUUCCAAGGGGCGCCGAGGCGGCAGCGUGUUUGUACCCGGCUCCCGGGUUUAAUAAACCGGCUCCCACAUCCCGUGUCUCGGUUUCUUUCCCCGCACGGCCCAGCAAGGGAGCUGGCGGGGUCAGGGAUGACGUGGG
Malaclemys terrapin pileata is the source of this 1185-nucleotide messenger RNA. It is a transcript of the gene HES3, whose product is annotated as hes family bHLH transcription factor 3. Gene Ontology annotation, cellular component: nucleus. The record is from RefSeq and is a predicted model, not a curated record. The transcript has 3 exons. Gene Ontology annotation, biological process: regulation of transcription by RNA polymerase II; regulation of neurogenesis; anterior/posterior pattern specification. Gene Ontology annotation, molecular function: protein dimerization activity; DNA-binding transcription factor activity, RNA polymerase II-specific; RNA polymerase II cis-regulatory region sequence-specific DNA binding. The coding region runs from base 250 to 804 and encodes 184 amino acids. Lineage: Eukaryota; Metazoa; Chordata; Testudines; Emydidae.